AUGCUACUCCAAAAAGCUAUGGUCAAGUGGAAUCGAGAUGGCGAUCUGAAUUUGAAAUAUUAUCACAAAUUGAUCAAAGGGAGAUUUAGGAGGAAAUAUAUUGGAAUGGUUGAAGCUGAAAAUGGUAUGGUAGACUUAGUUGAGAAUGUAAAAGAGGUUGUUAGAAGUUUCAAUGACAAGUUUACUAAACCAGAAUCGAACAAACUCUUGUUGGAAGGUUGUUCUUUUAAAACCUUAUAUGUGGCUGAAGCAGAGCAUUUUGAGGCUCCUUUCAUCGAGGACGAAAUCAAACCAUCUGUUUGGAGCUGUGAUGGAGCAAAACUUUGGGGCCCGGAUGACUUCAAUUUUGUGUUCAUUAAGAAGUGUUGGUUCAUUUUGAAGGAGGAUAUAACUUUGUUUGUGCAUGAUUUUCAUCGUCAUGCUUACCUUCCUAAAGUUGUUACAUCUUCUUUGUUGACCCUCAUCCUCAAGGUAGCUCACCCCAUCAAUCUUGGUGAGUAUAGACUCAUAUGUUUGGUAGGAAGUUUGUAUAAAAUCUUGGCUAAAUUGUUGGCAGCUAGGUUAAAAAGGGUAAUUGAUGGUCUCAUUUCUCAUUGUCAAACAAUAUUCAUUCAUGGUAUGAAAUUGUUGGAUAGAGUUUAG
Messenger RNA from Lathyrus sativus (Indian pea), 642 nucleotides. The record is from the annotation of a GenBank genome assembly. Lineage: Eukaryota; Viridiplantae; Streptophyta; Magnoliopsida; Fabales; Fabaceae.